This is a messenger RNA of Solanum pennellii, 2363 nucleotides long. RefSeq names its product outer envelope protein 64, chloroplastic. NCBI's taxonomy places the organism in Eukaryota, Viridiplantae, Streptophyta, Magnoliopsida, Solanales, Solanaceae. Gene Ontology annotation, molecular function: protein binding. The record is from RefSeq and is a predicted model, not a curated record. The transcript is spliced from 13 exons. Bases 190 to 1962 code for a protein of 590 amino acids.
CUUCAACUUCUUGAAUCCCAUUCCCAGCUGAAUGUUACCUUCUUUUUAGGUUUCCACUGCUCUAUCCUCACCCCCACCCCCCUGUGCGGAAGAACAAUCCAAGAAAGUAUUAUAAACAAACCCCCAAACUGAGCGUCGCUGCAAAAAAAAAUCAAUCUUUGAGCAAAUACAGAGUUUAUUGGUGAAGAAAUGGCGUCACAGUCAGCAAAUUUAUGGGUUUUGUUGGGAUUAGGAUUGGCUGGAAUACUUAUAAUGACCAGAAAGCUAAAGAAAGCUGUUAAAGCUGACUUUGGAGCCUUUGUUGAACGUCUUAAGCUUCUGCCACCGCCUCAGCCUCCUCCACCUAAAGCUCCUCAUCCUCUUACUGGCCUUUCUUUUGCCAUCUCCGAUGUAUUCGAUGUCAAUGGAUUUGUGACAGGGUUUGGGAACCCAGACUGGUCAAGGACUCAUGAACCUGCUAGUCAGACGUCCACCGUGGUCACCACACUUGUUGAAGGAGGAGCCACAUGUACUGGAAGAACUGUUGUAGAUGACAUGGCAUUUGGUAUUAGUGGUGAACAGAUGCAUUUUGAUACUCCAACAAAUCCGGCUGCUCCUGCACGGAUGCCCGGAGGGUCAUCUAGUGGGGCUGCUGUUGCUGUGGCUGCAAAGUUUGUUGAUUUUUCUUUGGGUACUGAUGCUGUUGGAGGUGUGAGAGUACCUGCUGCAUACUGUGGAGUUUUAGGGUUUCGGCCAUCUCAUGGGACAGUUUCUCACACCGGCAUAAUUCCUGUUUCAGCUAGUCUUGACACAGUUGGAUGGUUUGCAAGAGAUCCCAGCAUAUUGCGCCGUGUCGGGCAUGUGCUACUGCAGGUUCCAUUUGUUGCUCAACGGAAUCCAAGGAAUGUUGUUAUAGCUGAUGAUUGCUUUCAGUUACUAAAGUCUCCUGGUGAUCGCAUCAGUCAAGCAGUGACCAAAGCUGUCGAGAAGCUGUUUGGAAGACAAAUCCUAAGACAUGAGAAUCUGGAAGCUUAUUUAACCUCAAAAGUUCCAAGCUUAAAACUGUUUGCUGACAGAAAGUCCAAUGGUGAAAGAAAAUCUUCAUCAACGAAUUUGCUAGCAUAUGCUAUGCAUAUACUUAGGAGACACGAGUUCAAACAAAAUCAUCUGGAGUGGAUCAAUGCUGAAAAGCCCAAUCUGGACCCUUUUAUUUCUUCCCAAAUGCAAGGAGCGCUAGAAAUCGCAGAUACAAAUAUUGAUAGCUGCCAUGCAAUUAGGAAUGAAAUGCGCUCAGCUCUAAAUGAUCUUUUGAAAGAUGAUGGAAUUUUGGUCGUCCCCACAGUUGCUGAGCCUCCUCCAAAGACUGGUGCAAAGGAGAUUCAAUCUGAGGACUACCAGAUUAGGUUAUGCUCAUUUUCAAGCAUAGCUAGCAUGUCAGGUGGCUGUCAGGUCAGCGUGCCAGUGGGAUGUCAUGAUAAAUGCCCAAUUUCUGUGUCCUUUGUAGCAAGGCAGGGAGGUGACAGAUUUUUGCUCGACACCAUACAGACCAUCUAUGCAGAUCUCCAGGAACAGGCAGAAUUAGCCACAAAAUCAUCAGCAUCUGGUAACGCCCUGAGCAAGGAAACAUCUGCCGAAAUGGCUAAAGAAAAGGGUAAUCAAGCCUUCAAAGAGAAACAGUGGCAGAAAGCCAUUGGCUUCUACACAGAGGCUAUCAAACUCAAUGGUAACAGUGCAACAUACUUUAGCAACAGGGCUGCAGCUCAUUUGGGGAUGGGAAAUUUCCUCCAAGCCGAAGCUGAUAGCAGUAAAGCCAUUGAUCUUGAUAAGAAGAAUGUCAAGGCUUACUUAAGAAGAGGCACGGCACGAGAAAUGCUGGGCUACUACAAAGAGGCAAUUGAAGAUUUCAGAUACGCACUAGUUCUUGAGCCAACAAACAAAAGAGCAUCUCUGUCUGCUGACAGGCUGAAGAAGUUUUUUCCAUAGUUCCUUUAGAAGGUAAACAUGUUUAGAAUGAUUGCUGUUGCUGGACCCUUUCUGUGUCGAAGCUGGUCAUCUCAGCAGAAAUAUGAUAAAUUGAAUGAUUGAAAAUACGAGGAAUGAAGGCAACCUCAAAAUUCUUUCUUUCUCGUGGUACUUUGAAGACAAAGAGCGACCCCUUAGAUAUCGGCUACAGCUUUAAAAUAUACUAGAGUUUUGAUGUCUAGUGCAAUUUUGUUAGUAUAUUGCAUUCAAAUUGUAACUUUUUGAGCUAUUACUUCAUCGUUCAACAUGACCAAUUUAAUUACUUUUGGAGUACACAUUAUUUGGAGUACUGUAACCUAAACGUUGUAAGGCUUAUCACGUCGGUGCACUACUCCCUCUGGAGUAAAACAAAUUAGUAUAAA